Molecule: messenger RNA, 5828 nt
Organism: Porites evermanni
Lineage: Eukaryota; Metazoa; Cnidaria; Anthozoa; Scleractinia; Poritidae
Source: the annotation of a GenBank genome assembly
AUGAGUGCAGAGCAGCGUGUUGGACAACUUGUCAUUUGGAGGGAGGUAGGUUUUUUUCUAUGUCAUUUUCAUUUUUAUUGAUUUAUUUAUAGAAUUUUUUUUUUGUAUUCUGCAUCUUUGCUCAGUUAAGCCAAAUUACCAGCUUUUUAAAUUUAUUGUUACUGAAGUCUCUGUUAUUGAUUUUCAGGGCAGUCCAACCCUAUUAAGUGGUUCCUUUUAUAGUCACCCCAUUGUAUGGUCUUGUCAGAUUUUGUUAGUCACUGUAAACAGAGGGGAAAGGGAGGGUGGUGGUUUACAGGGGGAGUUUUCAGGCUAAGAGAUAACAUGUGGGAACAUUUCCAAGAGCACUGAAAAUUUACAGGUGGUGUCUUGGUGAAAUACCCGCUAUCAAAGAGUGCCUUUAUAAGAAUUUUUUCUACUGCUACCUGUUUUGUCGUGUUUUUCACUUUGGUGCUCGUGACAAUGUCUGCGUCAGAGUCAGCGGUCUGGUGCCUACUGAUUUUGAGAUUUACUGAAGCAUCUCUCAACCCCAAUCCUGAGCAGACCUGCCCAAGUGUACAUAAAUAAGUGUAUAGAAGAAUUGGUUUGUUGAUUAUUUAUUUCCAUUCUUAUUGCGGUAACAAAGUUAAAUACAGGAGAAACCACAUUAAUUUUGAUAGAUUAGUAUUAUUCCUGAAUAAACUAUUACAUUUUUUUGUUUAGAAACAUUGGCUUAUGUGUGUCCUAUUAGAGGCGGGAGGUAUCUCAAAACGGUAAGCAUACUGAGGAAGUUACAUGUAUUGAAUGGCAAGUAACUUUACUACAUGUAUCAUAAAUUUGUCUUUAGUGUUUUAGAGACAAAUAUUUUAUGCAUUUUGAGAGAGCCUUGUCCAGAGGCACUUGGUCAUUAGACCGUUACAUGUAUAUUUUAUUCAAUUUUUACACAUUUCACCUUACGCCAAUUUUGUAUAUAUUUAUAGCGCCAUGUGGAAUAUUUUCUCAUCCCUGUUGAUUGCCGUUGAUCGGCAAAAGCUUGGAUUUUUAUUUUUUAAAACGGACAGUAGUUUAAGGCCUCAUACGAACAUUUUAGUUUUUUUUAUUUUAUUUUGUCUUUAGUGUUUUAAUACACUUGACUUCGUGUACUUUCACCGCUAUAACUCUGUCGCAUUGUAAAUAAGUUAUGGUGAAAUUUACAUGCAUUUCAUUCCUUUUGUUGAUUCUAUAUUAUGUUAUAUUUAUAUUUAUAUAUGCAUUAUUUGUCUUCAAAUAAAAUUUUAUGCGACAAUUUAGCCUUACGUAGUUUAUGAAUACAGUAAUGUGGAAAGAGGCUAGGAACAUGGAAUCGAGGGUACUGAUUUGAAUUUUGAAUUCAAGAUGGCGUCUUUAGGUAAUGUAGUAUUUAUUGAUCGUCGUAUAAUGGAUGUCGCGUUGUUGAUCUCGUUGACACACAAAAAUGUUUCCUCAGCCCUCGUCCUCCCCAUUCCUGCCUCUUCCUUGUUCUAUGGUUUUUAUUUUUCAGGCGGUUAAAUUGCCCUCACCUUCGCCGGCAAUACAUGUUUAAUGAAUGUUUCAGUUGUAUUUGUAUUGGAUUUUCAGAGUUUAAUAAACCGUCGAUGUGCAGAAUUUCACAUUGCCAUUUUUUCUCCAUCAUGUUGUUUGUAUUGCCUUUUCGAACAGAGCACAGCACGUAUUUCAUUCUGAGUAAGGUUUGCCAUUUGUGGGUAGAUUGAAGCAUAAAUUUAUUUAUUUAUUAUGAAGGGCUGAGGGACACCCUCCACCGAAUACUUACUAUGUGGAUCAAGUCAAAAACACUUUGCAUCAAAUUGAAUCCAUGGACAUUCCUUCUGUUUGUGAAGCAAGGUACAGUGCAUGAUUAAACGUAGAAACAGUUUUUACGUUUUAUGUACAGAAUUUACAGUGAUAAGAACACUAGGUUUUAUUGUCAGAGCAGAUAUUUUCAGUUAAGUUGUUUAUGUCGAAAACGUUCGCGAAGCCUCGAAUAGAAAUAUCUUUCAUCCAACUCGUGGUCGUGCUUGCUGUUUAAGUUAGUAACAGACUUAAGCUAAUUUUAAUUAAUUAAAAAUUUAAUUUGCAAAACCGAACAUUUCAAAAAGAUUUUCACAGCGAUGUGCCUUCAAGCACACGGCUUUCAAAUCGUGAUCAAACUAGCUGAAUAUUAGUACUGUAUGCUCAUUUGCAUCUUUUCCCGUUUUUGUAUUCUUGUAUAUUUUAUCUGUUUUAUAGUGUAAAAAUUUUACAAGGUUCAUUCAUGCCCUAUACUAUACACCAGUCUUACAAUGCCUUUGAGUGGUAUACCGUGAAAUAUCGUGCGUAUGGUAACCCAAGAAAACUGCAUUUAAGGAGUUUAAUACAACCACGGAAUCAUAAUUUAACUCGGAUUUACAGCCCUCUGCCCGUUUCCUCAUUCGCGGCAUGGAGUGCUAACCUUAGGAUUUGACGGAACAUGUACUAGGAAUACUUGCUAUACCUUCGCAAGUUAUUCGUUACCUAUUGCUUUGUUGUACAUAUACUACUAUUUUUCUUCAGUUUACGGAGCCCUCGCAAUCCUCCGCUGGCCUCAGCUGACGCCCUGCUUAUAAGUCCCCCAACGACAAUGCUACAGAAGUCGUCUUCAAGCUUUGGUGGCUCCGACACUCCCAUCUCACAGAAAAAGCACGGCAGUUUAGAUAACUUGAGACUACAAGGUACUUGUACUCUUCUUUAGUGACGUUCGCUAAACAGUCAGAAGUUUGUCAGUCAACUAAUCCGCUUGGGCAUUAGGAAGUCAUUUACAUGCUGUCAGUAAGUCAAUAGGUUUGUUUGAAUUUUGCGCAAUGCAGCAGUCAGUUAGCCUUUCAAAUUGUUUUCCAGUCCAGCCAAUGUUAUCCAGUCCCUUAGCCAGGUAGCCAUUAAGCUAGUUAUUGAGUCGGUAAGUUAGCUAAUCACUCUGCAAAACAAUCACUCAAUCAGUCAGUCACAGAAGUAUAACACUCACAUCAGUAGGUCGGUCCAGUUAAAAGGGUUAAUUGUUCACCUUAUUUAAAAAGAUUUGAGAGCAUCCGUUUCAGUUGAUAGCUCUUCGCCAAUCAAUCGAUCAUUCCGUUUGCAACCACCCAUUCAGUCAACAGUAAUUCAUUCAGUCAGUCACUCAAUCGAUUAAUCAGUUAGGCAGAUAAUUGAAAGUCCAACCAGAGACUCAUUUGUGGUUAUUUAAAGCAGAGUGUUACACGAAAACAAAUAAGCUCCUUGUCUUCUCGCACCAUCGCUUUUCAGAUGAAGUAGAUUCCAAUGAUAGUGGGAGUAUACCCUUGGUUCAUCGCCGCACAGGAUCCGAUAGUUCUGGAAGUCUGUGCAGGUUCGGAGCCAAAGGUAAACUGAGAUCGCUGCGGUCCCAGUUCUCUCUCAACUCUGCAGGAACGUUCAGAAAGAGUUUGCCUGAAAAUAUGCCGGACUCGUCUCAAGUGGUCACAGGAAAGUAAGUAUAACAUCAAAGUGAGCAUGUUAAGGACCUUGAGGCCGAUGAAAACGUCGCUGAAAAAUUGACUUCAAACUUUUUCGCUAUUAUUCCAUGUCAUCCAGGUACUUGAAAGUAGAGAAAUUUAUAAAGUUGGAACUGAGAAGAGCCGAGAGGGGACCGUAUCCGAGUACAGAGACAGUAACAUUUAUCGCCUUUGUCGUUACUUUUUUCAAGUCAACGAAGUUAGUUUUCGUUAGUUGGGCGAAGUUAGUUUUUAUGAUGAAUGUGCAGAGCUUUUGUUUUGCUUACUGAGACUCCUUUUUCCACGGGCCUCGACAAACUUUUAAACGGACAAAAACUUGCACUGAUCUACAUUUCGUUUACACUGGACCUGCGAGACCUUGCCAUGAGUUUUUGAACGGCAAACAGUACUGCAAUCUGUAGCAGAAUUUGCACGGUUCCGUGUAAACGGUUUGCAUGGGAAAAAAAUUGUCCAUUGAAACAUUUUACUGGAGCAGUGUUAACGCGAUCUAAACCAAUUGUGUUUAAGACGUUCCCGCUGCCAUCGCCAUCGUAGACGGCGGCGACGGCAACGGCAACGGCGACGAGAACGUCAAAAAGCAAUUUUUGUGCGUGCGGCACGCUUUUUUGUACAUUUCCUUACCGUCUCAGCACGACUACGACGUGAAAAUGCCUCUUUUCACGUUUUACAGAGGAACUGCGCAAGCGCCGACGAAGUUUGCCCUCUCUUUCUGAACUUGGAUAUGGUUCUUAGGAUUUCAACUUUUGGAGGGUUCACCUACAUUUGACAAAGUUAGUGACUUGGAGUAAUCGUGAUGAAGAUUGAAGGAACGCGAAUUCACUUUUUCAGCGACGCUGUCGCUGCCGUCGCUGUCCUCAGAUCUUAAGGUCCCUACUGAGAUCCCCAAUAAAUAGUUCUUCCUUCAAUUGAUAGCUUGGCUGAUUUCUGUUCUGACAUUUCACCCACAAUAGUACUUGAAACAGCAAAAUAGUAUUCAUCUACGCCCGUCCUCAGUUUGUGUGAGUUUAGGUUGUGGUUUUGUUGCGGUCCACGUUUAUCCGUGACUUUUUGGUGUAAUAUUUUUGCUUCAAUAAUUAUUAUAAUUUAACAACAAACACACGACCAUAGUUGACUGUGUUUUCUGUCAUGCUAGGUUGACUGGUGGUAUAGAUAACACCUUGUUUCGUUAUGUGAGCUGGGAUUCAUUUCAUGGCAUUGUAGUCUGUCCAAAUGAUAGCGAUGCUCCCACAACGGGAGGACUGGUACAUGCAGAGGUGGUGAACACGUUCCAGAAAACCUGUCUCUCCAUGCGUAGAUUAUUUUCUCCUUAUUACAAGCAGGUACGUCGAAAAACCAUGUUACAAUAACUGAACAAUUUCUCGUUCGCUGAUUUGUAGAGAGUUGGAAAUGACCUCAUGGUGACGGAAUUUGUUUUUUUCUCUCUUAAUGCGUCAGUGUAUCUUAUACGAGGUGUUAAUAGAGGAGACUGCUACGGCUAGUACUGUUGAUUUUGAUUGUAAUAACAGUAAUGCGUAUUAUUUUGCACAAAUAUGCGAAAACUGGAGCCAAAUUCAAGCAAUUAUUGUAAUAUCAUUUUCCCUUCAACAGCGCUUAAAGCAGAAAAAUCCCAACGCACGUUUUGCAUGUACCGGAGUGGAGGGUGUGGUCGAACAUGGAGUGAUGUUCCACCGAAUUCCAGACAACGCAACUGAACAGAAGAAGUCUCCAUCAACCUUCCAGUAUUGGGUUAUCGGGUACGUUUAGAAAGAAUUCGAACUUGUUACGAGGAAAUAGGCAAGCUCUAGUGUCAUGCUACAGGAGGGAGCAGUAAGAGGUUGCCUUUUAGUUUACUUUCUUCGUAUUUCUUUUAAUUGCUAUUUCUUUUUUUCUCUUCUUCUUCUUCUUGUCGUUAUUGCAUAUAUUUGACGUGUGAAAGAGCCGUCUGUUGCGGCAAGCUGACCAACAGGCUAUUUCCGGGUUCCCCAAGCCUCUGUUUUUAAGAGAGGCUAACUGCGAAGCCAUUGAUACGAAAAUGAGUUUUUAUUCUCAUCCAUAAAAACUCAUUUUCCUUAGAAGGGUUUUGCACUUAGCCUCCUUUUGCAAGUGAGAGAUUUUGGAACCCGGAAAUGGCCUAUUGGAGUGCGUUAUUUAUAAUAAUUUCUCGGAGGGCAGGGAAACUGCGCUUGAAAGAAUAUACCCACACGUAAGUCAAAUGUGAGUGAUAUUAAAAUUUAAUUCAUAAUACUUUCUUCUGUUGAACCUAGACGGCUUCUAACGGGAGAUCAUCCGCGUGAACUGUACGUGUGUUACCACCAGUCAGUGCCUCAAUCUGUGGUGGAGUUGGCCUUCAAACUGGGUUUUGGAGUUUGA